Molecule: messenger RNA, 846 nt
Organism: Penicillium cosmopolitanum
Lineage: Eukaryota; Fungi; Ascomycota; Eurotiomycetes; Eurotiales; Aspergillaceae
Exons: 1
Coding region: 1-846 (281 amino acids)
Source: RefSeq, a predicted model, not a curated record
AUGCGCUUCCCCCACACUCUGCUCUUGCUCGCAGUAGCUCAGCUCUCAACCGCAUGGCUUGUCAAGUACUAUGCCACAGAAGAGAUUAAACAUGGCUGGGGGACGACUGUACAAACCACCGUCUCGCCAGUCGUGACAACCGCUCCGUUGACCGUCGAACCGACCUCCACCUCCACGACGUACUCUACAGAUUAUAUUACCAGGACCGAUGGCGGUAACUACCGGAUCAAUGUCACGAUAGAAUAUCUCAUUUUGCCAAAUGUCACCAAUCUUCCAAUUUCGGCUUUCUAUGUCUGGGAUCCACCAGUUCCAACCCAGAAUCCAUCCGUGACGACAAAUUAUUAUCUACCCGUCACAUUGAGCAACCCUGCAUCAUGCACCAAGACCGAAUUCACAUAUACGGACUCGGCUAGAAUCUUGCUUCCUAAGUUCUUGAAAGCGCAAGCGACUGAAUCGACUAUAGCCACAUUCGUUUCGAACUAUGUGUCAACCAUAAGCACGAAUCUAGGCGGGCAGGAAGUGACCACAUCAAGAUGCGAUGUCUAUAUGAAUGACAAGAUCGUUCCCAUGGCCUCUAUUGAUCUCUUUGAUUAUGAACGGUAUCUUACCGAGUGCAUAGAUCCUCGACGAUCAAUGUGUAGCUCAGGUGAAAAUACUGAAGCUACGGGCACUGGUGGUUGUCUUGGGGUAUACCCGCCCACGGGGACAGCUGAUAGCGCAUCUACCACCACUACUUCGAAUGGAGUUGCUGAUCCGACUCAAACUGGUGCUGCGACAACAUUGAGAAGCUCAAUACGCCCAUUAAGCAUCUUGGCUUGCAUUUGGGCUACUUUGACGUGCUGGUAG